AUGCCUCAGGGUCAGAAGAGCAAGCUCCGUGCCCAUGAAAGACACGGCCAGGCACAAGCAGAGCCCCAGAAUCCAGUAAGCGCUCGGGCCACUGCAGCAGGGGGAGGAGAGCUUUGCUCUUCCACCUCUUCUCGUUUCAAAAGUUUGUCUGCUGCUGGGUCAUGCAGCAAUCCCCAGGGUCCUCAGAGAGCCCCAUCCACAGCCACUACUGGGUCCCCAGGGUCCUCAAGAGCCCCAUCCACAUCGAACGAAGACGCCAACUACCAAGUGGAGGAAUGGCCAAAAUCCUCCCAGGCCCACCCCACUACUGAGCCCUCCCAGAGAGGCCCUCUAGAUGAGAAGGUGAUUCUGCUGGUAUAUUAUCUGCUGUACAAGUAUCAAAUGAAAGAGCACAUUACCAAGGGAGAAAUGCUGAGAAAUGUAAUCCAAGUGUACAGGAAACACUUCCUGGAGAUCCUCAAGAAAGCCUCUGCGCACCUAGAGAUGGUCUUUGGCCUUGAUGUCAAGGAAAUGGAUCCCUAUCGGCACAUCUAUAUCCUCGUCAACAAGCUGGACCUAAGCUAUGAUGCAAUGGCAAGUGGUAACAGAGAGAUUCCCAAGACUGGCUUGUUGAUGACUAUUCUAGGUGUGAUCUUCAUGAUGGGCAAUUGUGCCACCGAGGAGCAAAUCUGGCAAAUAUUGAAUGUGAUGGGACUAUAUGAGGGGAGGAAUCACUUCAUAUUUGGAGAGCCCAAGAAGCUUAUCACCAAGGAUUUGGUGAAAGAAAAUUACCUAGAGUAUUGCCAGAUGCCUGAUAGUGAUCCUCCAUGCUUCGAGUUCCGGUGGGGUCCAAGAGCCUAUGUUGAAACUACCAAGAUGAAAGUCCUAGAAUUUAUAGCCAAGAUCCAUGAUUCCGUACCAAGUGCCUACUCAUCCUGGUAUGAAGAAGCUUUACAAGAUGAAGAAGAGAGAGCACAGGCCAGAGCAGCAGCCAAGGCUCGUAUUGCUGCCAUUGCCAGUGCACGCUCCAAGGCCUUGAUCAGCAGCUCCUCCUACACUAAGUGA
Messenger RNA from Pteropus alecto (black flying fox), 1044 nucleotides. Its product is annotated as melanoma-associated antigen B10-like. Lineage: Eukaryota; Metazoa; Chordata; Mammalia; Chiroptera; Pteropodidae. Gene Ontology annotation, cellular component: nucleus. The record is from RefSeq and is a predicted model, not a curated record. Gene Ontology annotation, biological process: negative regulation of transcription by RNA polymerase II.